Leopardus geoffroyi (Geoffroy's cat) is the source of this 969-nucleotide messenger RNA. RefSeq names its product olfactory receptor 52N5-like. The record is from RefSeq and is a predicted model, not a curated record. Gene Ontology annotation, cellular component: membrane. Gene Ontology annotation, molecular function: olfactory receptor activity; G protein-coupled receptor activity. NCBI's taxonomy places the organism in Eukaryota, Metazoa, Chordata, Mammalia, Carnivora, Felidae. The transcript has a single exon. Gene Ontology annotation, biological process: G protein-coupled receptor signaling pathway.
AUGCUGGUUUCCAACAAUUCAUAUGUUGCUCCCAAAUUUUUUAUUCUUAAUGGAAUUCCUGGUCUAGACAGAGUACAUGUAUGGAUCUCCCUCCCAUUAUGUAUAAUGUAUACCAUCUCUCUUUUGGGAAACCUUGGCCUUGUAUACCUAAUUCAUCAGGAGGAGUCCUUACAUCACCCAAUGUAUUUCUUUCUGGCCAUGCUGUCUGUCAUUGACCUCUUUACCUGCACCACCACUCUACCCAGUGCACUCUGCAUCUUCUGGUUCAAUCUCAAAGAUAUUAACUUCAGUGCUUACUUAGUCCAAAUGUUCUUUGUUCAUGGGUUCACAGAUGUGGAGUUUGGUGUGCUCAUGCUCAUGGCUCUGGACCACUAUGUGGCCAUUUGCUACCCAUCGUGAUAUGCUACCAUACUCACUAACCCUAUUAUUACCAAAGCUGGGCUUGCCACUUUCCUGAGGGGUGUGUUGCUGAUUAUUCCUUUCCUAUUCUUGGUCAAGCAUUUGCCCUUCUGCCAAAGAAAUAUUAUCUCCCAUACAUAUUGUGGCCACAUGUCAGUGGUGAAGUUGUCCUGUGCCAGCAUAAAGAUCAAUGUCAUCUAUGGUCUGACAGUUGCCCUCCUGAUUGGAGUGUUUGACAUCUGCUGUAUAUCUGUGUCUUACACUAUGUUCCUUCAGGCAGUGGUCAGUCUUUCACCAGCAGAUGCUUGGCAGAAGGCCUUUAGUACCUGCACUGUCCGUAAAUCUGCCACAAUCAUCACCUAUGUUCCAGCAUUCUUCACUUUCUUUACCCUCCAUUUUGGGGUACACACCAUUCCCCCUUCUCUUCACCUAAUUGUAGCUAAUCUUUAUCUUCUUCUUCUUCUCCCAACACUGAACCCCAUUGUUUAUGGGAUAAAGAUAAAACAUAUCAGAGACAGUGUCAUAAGACUCUUUCAGGGUGAGAAAGAUCCAAGUAUUCAGGACAAAUGA